Messenger RNA from Colletotrichum orchidophilum, 708 nucleotides. RefSeq lists its product as uncharacterized. The transcript has 2 exons. NCBI's taxonomy places the organism in Eukaryota, Fungi, Ascomycota, Sordariomycetes, Glomerellales, Glomerellaceae. The record is from RefSeq and is a predicted model, not a curated record. The coding region runs from base 1 to 708 and encodes 235 amino acids.
AUGUCCGCUCCCACACUUUGCAUCGCACCUGCUUUGCCGUGCCUCGCCUUGCCAUUUUCCUCUAGGACGCACCGGCACAGCACAUUUACUUCCAGUUCCGCUCAUUUUUGCCCACACCAAGGUUGGCGGCCAGUUGCUCUCCUCGUUCCCCCCGUUCAGACUUCAGUAUCCCUUCUGCUUCCACUUCCAUGUCCGUCCACCCGGCCCGGCACCCAUCCACACCACGCCCGACCUGCACCUUCCCUUCCCCUUCCCUCUCUUUAUCCACACUUCCCACUUCUACAUCGUUUCCUCCUCCAAUCCCCCGAACCCCAGUUUCCCUCCUACAUCCAUCCUCAUGACUCGGAUCCUCUCCUAAUCCGGCCAUCAAAAGGUGUUGAAUACUCUCGUUCGUCACAGAUAACUUGUGCGCCAUCUUCAUUCAACCCUGGAUGCAAGACACACAUGGUGAGUACCAAACGCCUAUCCCCACCCCAUCGCCCAGGUUCUCUUGUCGCCGCUAGGUACCCGUUGGUCGCCCGCGCCUUAAGCUUUUCCGCCGUACUGUUAUAUCUGACAUAUCCCGCCCUUCCCCAGACACAUUUCUCCCUCACAACCUCUGUCAGAUGCGCUUUAUUCAAUAACGACCCUCGAAGCAAAAUCUCCGUCGGCCUAUCGAACCGUUCUUUAUCGUCACUGGCAAUAGGCAACCUUUCGUCGGAUCUGUAA